UGGGAGCAUAAAAGAUGACAACAGCAGCUAGGCCAACUUUUGAACCUGCGAGAGGUGGGAGAGGAAAAGGAGAAGGUGAUUUGAGCCAACUCUCAAAGCAAUAUUUGAGUAGAGACCUACCUUCUCAUACAAAGAUAAAAUAUAGACAAACUACUCAGGAUGCCCCUGAAGAGGUUCACAACCGUGACUUCAGGAGAGAGCUGGAAGAGAGAGAGCGAGCUGCUGCAAGAGAAAAAAAGAGAGAUCGUCCAACACGAGAACAUACAACCUCCUCUUCAGUAUCAAAGAAACCUCAGUUAGACCAGCUUCCUGCUGUCAACCUUGAUGCAGAUGAUCCUCUAAUGGAUGAGGAAGAUGAAGAUGAAGAUUUUGAAGAGGAGAGUGAUGAUGAUGAUACUGUAGCUCUUCUUGCAGAAAUAGAAAAAAUUAAAAAAGAAAGAGCUAAAGAGCCGGCCAGGAAGGAACAAGAACAGAAAGCUGGAGAAGAAAGAAUACGUAUGGAAAACAUUUUGAGUGGAAACCCUCUCCUGAAUCUCACUGGCCCAUCCCAGCCUCAGGCCAACUUCGAAGUUAAAAGAAGGUGGGAUGAUGAUGUUGUUUUCAAGAACUGUGCAAAGGGUGUAGAUGAUCAGAAGAAAGACAAAAGAUUUGUAAAUGAUACGCUGCGAUCUGAAUUUCACAAAAAGUUCAUGGAGAAAUAUAUUAAAUAGUACAGUUUUAUGUGCUUAAUUAAAGACUGUAAAAUGU
Messenger RNA from Lutra lutra (Eurasian river otter), 747 nucleotides. RefSeq names its product spliceosome-associated protein CWC15 homolog. The record is from RefSeq and is a predicted model, not a curated record. Gene Ontology annotation, molecular function: RNA binding. The transcript has a single exon. The coding region runs from base 15 to 710 and encodes 231 amino acids. Gene Ontology annotation, cellular component: catalytic step 2 spliceosome. Lineage: Eukaryota; Metazoa; Chordata; Mammalia; Carnivora; Mustelidae. Gene Ontology annotation, biological process: mRNA cis splicing, via spliceosome.